UUUUCUCCGUAACAGAAAUACGGAAUCCAUUAAUUUAAUCACUUCCACUUAAUCAUUGAUUAUCUCCCUAAUUAAUUCUUCCCCACAAAACAAAAAAAGAUCUUCAAGUUGUCAACUACACCAAGUGAUUCAAACCUCUGGGGAAGGUCGUUUCUCUUCCCCUCUCUCUCUACCCUCUCUCCUCCUCCCAUGUUUUUAAUUUCUUCAUCCCCCAUCAGAAUUUCGUUAUCAGUUUCUCAACAAUGGCAUCACUUCUCUCCACCACCACGCAAACCCCUCCAAACCACACAAAUAUUGCACAAGGCCUGUAUGCUGACCAGGUUCUUUUUCUUUCCUUCUCCGAGCUCCUGGCCAACAUGGACUUAACAUGGAUGGCGGAUUUUCUCAAGGGCAUGGUGAAGCCGCUGGCCGCGACGGUGGUGGUGCUGUUGGCGGUGGCCUUGUCCUUCAUGCAGAAGCUGGGUUUGGGUGGAGAGAUGAUUUACUCCAUUGCUAGGGCCUUUGUCCAGCUCUCCAUUAUUGGGUUUGUUCUGCAGUUCAUUUUCACUCGGGACAAUGCUGCUUGGAUCAUUCUGGCUUACCUUUUCAUGGUAACUGUGGCUGGUUACACAGCAGGCCAAAGGGCUAAGCAUGUCCCUAGAGGGAAGUAUGUUGCUGGGGCUUCCAUAUUGGCUGGAACCUCUAUCACAAUGCUCCUGCUUGUUUUGCUCAGAGUCUUCCCAUUCACUCCAAGAUAUAUCAUCCCUGUUGCUGGAAUGAUGGUAGGAAAUUCAAUGACAGUAACCGGGGUUACAAUGAAAAGACUUCGCGACGAUAUUCGAACUCAAAUGAAUCUGGUAGAGACAGCAUUGGCUCUCGGGGCCACCCCGCGCCAAGCAACACUUCAGCAGGUGAAGAGAGCUUUGGUAAUUUCCCUGUCUCCGGUUCUGGACAAUGCGAAAACCGUGGGUCUCAUCUCGCUUCCUGGUGCCAUGACGGGGCUUAUAAUGGGAGGAGCUUCUCCUCUGGAGGCCAUUCAGCUACAGAUUGUUGUGAUGAACUUUCUCAUUGGUGCAUCUACAGUUAGCAGCAUCUUGUCAACAUAUCUGUGUUGGCCUGCCUUCUUUACUAAAGCUUAUCAGUUAGAGACCAAGGUCUUCUCCUCAGAAUGAAGAUUUUAUAGUGCCCUUAAUUACAAAAUACAGACAGAAAAAUGCACGAAAUUAGGCCUCCCAAGGCACACUUGAGGGUCUAGUAGCCAUAAUUGAAGUGUUAGAUUGUACAAUGUCUAUCAAUCGGUCACUCUGUUUCUCUCAGUGACAAAAAUAU
This is a messenger RNA of Prunus mume (Japanese apricot), 1308 nucleotides long. It is a transcript of the gene ALS3, whose product is annotated as aluminum sensitive 3. Gene Ontology annotation, cellular component: plasma membrane. Gene Ontology annotation, biological process: response to aluminum ion. Lineage: Eukaryota; Viridiplantae; Streptophyta; Magnoliopsida; Rosales; Rosaceae. The record is from RefSeq and is a predicted model, not a curated record.